This is a messenger RNA of Chrysoperla carnea, 2341 nucleotides long. RefSeq names its product nocturnin (gene cu). The record is from RefSeq and is a predicted model, not a curated record. Lineage: Eukaryota; Metazoa; Arthropoda; Insecta; Neuroptera; Chrysopidae. Gene Ontology annotation, molecular function: 3'-5'-RNA exonuclease activity. The transcript is spliced from 5 exons. The coding region runs from base 37 to 1431 and encodes 464 amino acids.
AUUAAUUACUAAAAAAAAAAAAAACUAAUAACAAAAAUGUCUUCAAUGGAAAUAACACCGGCCGCAAAUUUUGAUAAAAAUAAUGCUGAUACUUUACGUAAUAUACGGGAAUCGUUAGCGUUAGCGGAAACAUUGGCUAAGGCAAGUUUAAUGACAUCACCAGCUGCUAAACGUCGAUUAGCUGCUCGUCAAUUGGAAAUUAAUGGAAUGGAAAAUGCAGAGAAUGGUGAAUCUUCAUCAUCAUCUUAUGUACCACCAAAACAACUUUUGUUGUAUUUAGUUCGGAUGGGAAGUUUUACUUCUGCAACGAAAAUUUUAAAUGACGAUUGCCAAGACAACGAUGUACAACUUCCAGAACGUCUUUCCCGAUUAGAAUUACUUGAACAUUGUAGUAAAGCUCUGUUUCACCUUCCAUCGCUAGUUAAACGUUCAUUGAAAUAUCGUGAUUUUACGAAUUACGAUUUAAAUAAGGGGAUUCUACAAUUAAGCUCUAUUUCUGAAAUUUGCAGCGAUUUUAUCUCCGGUCCUCAAAAUGUUCGUGUAUUACAAUGGAAUAUUUUAUCACAAUCUCUUGGUGUUAUGCAUGAUAACUUUGUAUUUUGCCCUGAUGAAGCUCUUGAAUGGAAAACAAGACGAUAUCGUAUUAUUGAAGAAAUUAUUUCUUAUUGUCCUGACGUAAUUUGUUUACAAGAAGUCGAUCAUUUUAAUUUCCUCAAAACAGUAUUGGGAACACAAGGCUACAAAGGUAUGUUUUUCCCGAAACCCGAUUCGCCUUGUUUAUAUAUAAAUGGCAAUAAUGGUCCAGAUGGAUGUGCCAUAUUCUACCGUGAAGAUAAAUUUGAUCUUGUACGCAUGGAGUCAAGAAUCUUAGAAGUAUGGCGUGUACAAAGUAAUCAAGUUGCUCUAGUGGCAAUAUUACGUAUUCGUGAAACAGGACAAGAAAUUUGCGUAUCCACAACACAUUUAAAAGCAAAAACCGGCGCACUUUUAUCCACAUUACGCAACGAACAAGGAAAAGAUUUAUUAGAAUUCGUUAAAGUACAAGCCGAAAAUCGUCCAUUAAUUUUAUGCGGAGACUUUAACGCCGAACCAAGCGAACCAAUUUAUAUGACUGUUUUAAAACACAACGAUUUGAAAUUGGCUAGUGCAUAUGCAAAUUUAAAAUCCGGAUUUGAAAAUGAAAUAACCACAUCUGGAGAACGAGAACCACCAUAUACUACAUGGAAAGUAAGAGCCGAAGGAGAAGCAUGUCAUACAUUAGACUACAUAUUUUAUAGCCGUGAUAAAUUUAUGGUCAAUUCAGUUUUAGAAUUUCCAUCAGGUGAUGAAAUUGGCGAGGGACGUGUACCCUCCCUAUCCUAUCCAUCUGAUCAUUUUUCAUUGCUCUGUGAUUUUAGAAUUAACGAUAAUUCAACAAGUGAAAAUAUUUGAAUCGAAUUUUUAUGUAAAUAAUAAUUUUUAUUUAUUAUUUUCAUAUUUAUCAAUAAUUUAAAUAGCAAAACGACACUAUUAGAGAGGAUUUGGGGUAAAAUUAGUUGUAGUUUAGCAUACGACAUAUAACUAUUUCUUUUAAUCAUUCAGUUAGAGAAUUUUAAAUUCGAUGAGCAGAAAUUACACAUUUGGUCGUACCAGUAGAUUUUCAUUUGAGAUAAAAUACUUCCAUAAAUUUUGUCGCCUUUCAUGGACCUAGGCAUGGCAGUAACAUCUAUAUCUUAGAAAACAGUAAGAUGAUUUUUCUCUUUCAGAAUCUCAGAAAUAAAUCUCGUCUCUAUUUUGUUUCAAUUGAACACCUACUGCUUUUAAAUGAUAUCUACUAUAGAGCCUUCUUCCAUAUUUCUUGCCAAAAAAUAAUAUCUAGGUAUUGAACACCUACUGCUUUUAAAUGAUAUCUACUAUAGAGCCUUCUUCCAUAUUUCUUGCCAAAAAAUAAUAUCUAGGUACAAAAUAUCCAAAAAAAUUGUAUCUCGAUUUUUCUUCCCGGCUGCAUUUAACUCAACUCAAGGCCAGAAUGUUAAUUGUCCUGGAGUAAGUGAUAAAAAGCCACGGUUUCGCUUCAGUCUUUAUAUCACAUACGCCAGGAAAUUCAACUUUCUGGCCUACGGUCGUAAUAAACUAUUAUUUUACAAUGUGUCUCGAUACUUUGACAAAUGCAUAAAAUUUUAUUGUGCUUCCGAAAAUAUUUUGAUCGUAUGUCUAAACUAAAUCAUUGAAUUUCAUUUGGGGAAUAAAAAUGUGAAUCCAUCUACAAAUCGGAACUUGGACAAACGAUAAAAUUUGUCAUUUAUAAUUACUAGAAUAAAAUGUGAUACGUAUAAAAUUUAUCUUAUUUUUUAAGUCUUUG